UAAAUUUGAAACAGUCAUUUUCAUUACUGUUUUAUUCAGUUAAUCUGAUUUUUUUUUCAAAUUACUGCAUAACAGUGAUUUUUACUGGUUUCAACAGUCAAAUCCAAUCAUUUAACUGUUGAAAGCAGUAUUUGACUAGAGCCCUAUUCAACUGUUUUUUUCAGUAAAAUAACAAUUACUGAUAAAAACAGUAGUUUUUUUGAAAUUACUGUUUUUAUCAGUGGUUUUGAAUUCAAACUACUGUAUUAGGCAGUAACAUUGACAAAUUUACUGUUUAUAGCAGUAAGUUUUACUGUUUAUAGCAGUAGGUUUUACUGUUUAUGGCAGUAAACAUCUUAUGACUUACUGUUUGAGCCAGUACCUACUUUGCGCCAUUUUCUUUUAAGAUUUUUGAGCAAUAGUGGUUUCUCUGAAUAAAUGUGUUUGGUGAAGGUGUUAAUUUGAGUAAACGUUGUAUUUUGUAAAAAAUGAAUCAACUGAAUCCAGAUUUCAAGCAUUACCUAAGCGGAAAUGGCAUCAAUGAAGCAGUAAUCGAUGUUUUGAUCGAUCAAGAAAUCGGAUGGCAAAAUUUCCCAGAGCUCUCUCAAGAUGAUUUACUUGGUAUCGGUAUCAAAAUGGGCUCAGCAAAAGCUCUACUAAAACUCAUCACUGAAUUCAACAAUAGUCCUCAAGAGAGUAUCUACGUUAUUGGCGAUGAUGGCAUCCUAAAACCUGUAGAUGCGUUAAGCAAUACUGCUCGAAGUCAAACAUCCGAUUCUCUGGUAUCAACAGCUAAUCAUAGUGAAGAUACUACUUCACUUGAGGGUGAAAAAACUGCUGACAAAACGAAUUACGAGGAAACGAGUUACGAGGAACCUUCUUCGUCGCAACCUGGAGAUGACUUUAUACCAAACCUAAAUCAGGAAAAUACUAUUGACUAUUCCCUGUUUACUUCUUCUAGUUCGUUAAGAGAUUUUUUACAACAGCACCCACAAGGUGAGGCGAUCUUGGGAGCAAUUGACGACAAUAAGAUGGAUGAAAAAAUACGGAGAAAUUUGGUUCGCAUACUUGUUGCUGAAUUGAUCAACGUAGCUGGCUCAUAUCCAACAUCGUUAGCAAAAUGGGCUCUCGCUAGAGCAAUUGUAACAGAAUUCGCGAUUCUUAAGAAUCCAAUUGGUGCUGUUGGUUGUGAACACUUUUAUGACCCCAAAUCUGGGAAGGGCUUCCUACAUUAUAGAUUAGAAAAUACAAGGAAAUAUUUACCGUCAGAAAAAAAGAAAAACGUUUGUGCAAAAAAAAAGAAGCAGAAUUUGGAAAGCAUAUUACAGGAGAAUAAUCAAGAUCUUUCAGCAAUUGAACUGAAAGUUCAGUUAAUGCUCAACACCAACCCUGCUAAUCAAAACAAAAAAAUGAUCGAAGAAUGGUUGCUAGAUACUUUCAUAUAUCGCCGGGAGUACAUCAACACACCAAUUCAGCCAGUUGAUGCAAAUGAUAAAACACCUCCUACUACACCCACCAUUACGCAAAUUUUGGCGAAAUUUCCCAGGAUGCUGGACUUUAAUUGUGAAUUCGUGCAUCAAGAAUUUGAAAGUUUAAAGAUAACUCACAGGAAAGAUGGAAUUUUAUCUGUCAUUCCAGUCACGUAUGUCAAAAAGAUCCUAAAAUAUGCCGCGAAACACCACUCUAAUAAAUUUGCAGCUGCCGAGAGUUUUACUGAUGAUAAUCUGAAAGCUCUGAUUUUGCUCAUUGAAAUUCUACCCAAAGCUAACUUUAGUGUGAAGAGAAAAAAAAGUACUGCAACAUCGUCAAAAUUACCAAAUGAAAAAUUUAUGAGAAUUCUACCUAAUGGCAGUAGUGUCGAUGAAUUUCUCAAAACUCUUCCUAUAGAUGUAGUGCAGCCAUCACUGCUCGCUAUAACAUCCCACGAUGCACCUCAGAAAAUUACGAGCUUCUUUAUAAUCGCGGACAGAAGAGCAUUUCAGCUACCGAGCCAAAGCACGGCACUAUAUGCGGUGAGCAUGCUGUGGAAGGUACAUUACGUCUUCAACGUGGAAUACGCAGCAGAACUGCGGUAUUUCUUCAACUUCAUAGACGCGAUUGUGCAAGAAAAGAAAGACUGUAGAAUAUUUGCGUCUGUUAACUCCCUGAAUACGUUAUUAAUGUUGCCCAGUUAAUGUAAGUGUGUACCUAUAAUUUUACCUAUAAUUUUUAAUCGAUGCUUUGAUAUUGUCCUCUAGUUCAUUAUAUGUAGGUAUGCAUAGGUAUAAUUUUAUUUUACUUAAGUAUUCUAAGCAAAAACCUAUUUAAUUUAAAACGUUUGUACUCAAGUAGGUAUGUUCUGUGUGAUUCUUAGUGGGAAGUUUCUGGAAAUUUUUGGGGAAAAUUUCUCUAAAUUUUCAAAACAAUAAAGGCCAUAGGUGAAUAAGUAGGGUGAAUUUGCCCGCGAGAGCAUCGGGGUUGAUAUUUGCAUGGAAGGUGGGUCAGGAAAGCUCCAGAUCCUUAGAGCCCCCCCCCCCCCCGGUUUUGAAAAGUCCACCAUUUUCUGAACUUACAAUAAAAAAUAUUUUUUCAGCCCCAUGUGAAACGAUUUUUAGGAUUUUUGAAAAAAUUUGUAGAAGGUGAGGUGUUGUGAACAUUUAUAAGAGAUAUCCCCACAAAAAUUUUCACUCCCCUCCCCUCCCCUCCCAUAUUGUCCCCUCAAAAUGGAGUUUUUUAAAGCUUUGCUGUCUGUUUUAGCGAUGCCCAUGAUUUGGCACCAAAAUGGGAAUAGGAUUUUUAAAUGUGUUUUCGACCGCUAAAAGGCAUAUAUUUUUUUCAAAAAAUAAUUUGAAGUGGGUCGUAGUCAAAAAUUGAAAAUAAUUACAAAGGGGGUAAAAAUGGAUUCUGGUAUAAAUUAUUGUUUUUGGUAAACGAAGAGUCGUUUCCACGAAAAUAGCUCAACUUUUAACCUAGUAAAAAUUGAUAAGGAGACAGAGGCAUCGGAGGGGCGUGGAUGAGGGUAGCAUAAAAUUGGACUUUGUAGUCGUGUUCGGGGGUUCCAUUCAUAUGGAAACGACACCAAUAUUAUGAAAAUAGCUCAACUUUUGAUAUACCUAGUAAAAAUUGAGGUGGGGGAGAGGCACUGGAGGGGUGUGGAUGAGGGUAGCAUAAAAUUAGACGUCAUAUUCGUGUUCGGGGCGUUCGAUUCAUAUGGAAACGACUCUUUGUUUACCAAAAACAAUAAUUUAUACCAGAAUCCAUUUUUACCACCUCUGUAAGUUUUUUCAAUUUUUGACCACGGCCCACCUCAAAUUUUUUUUUGAAAAAAAUACAUGUUUUUUAGCGAUCGAAAAUACAUCGGUAGGCGGGGGUCUAGGGAUCUGAAACUUUCCUGAGAAAGGGUGCUCAAUGGUACCCACGUUCCAUGCAAGUAUCAACCCUAAUGCUCUCGCGGGCAGAUUCGCCCUACUUAUCCACCAUAAUGGCCUUUCCUCGGGAAUUUAUGAAAAAAAUUUCUGUAAAUAUAGUGAAAGAAUCGAAAAAAAAGUUCAAUUUCUGCGAAAUAUGUUCAAAGUAAAAGAAAAUUUCGAAAAUCUCAAACUUUGUAAAUAAUUGAAAAUUGAAUAUGUAUCCCGGAAUUUUAAUUUCGGCGAAAUAUGUAAAUUUUAAAGUUUGUAAAUAAUUGAAAAUUUAAUAUACUUGGGUAUGCCGGAACUGUUUGUAAUUUCUGCGAAAUAAGUUUAAAAAUUUCUGUGAAAUAUGUUUUAAAUAAAAGAAAAUUUUGAAAAUUUCAAAUUUUGUAAAUAAUUGAUAAUUUAUUAUACCGGAAUUGUUUGUAAUUUAUUGUAUAUUUUUUUCUAUAAAAUAGAUAAUUUCGAUUA
Molecule: messenger RNA, 3839 nt
Organism: Planococcus citri (citrus mealybug)
Lineage: Eukaryota; Metazoa; Arthropoda; Insecta; Hemiptera; Pseudococcidae
Exons: 10
Coding region: 468-2153 (561 amino acids)
Source: RefSeq, a predicted model, not a curated record